Lucilia sericata (common green bottle fly) is the source of this 1625-nucleotide messenger RNA. RefSeq names its product putative odorant receptor 85e (gene Or85e). Bases 22 to 1407 code for a protein of 461 amino acids. The transcript is spliced from 7 exons. Gene Ontology annotation, molecular function: olfactory receptor activity; odorant binding. The record is from RefSeq and is a predicted model, not a curated record. Gene Ontology annotation, cellular component: plasma membrane. Lineage: Eukaryota; Metazoa; Arthropoda; Insecta; Diptera; Calliphoridae. Gene Ontology annotation, biological process: sensory perception of smell; detection of chemical stimulus involved in sensory perception of smell.
AAACGUGUCCGAUAAUUGAAAAUGUCGUCAAAUGAUUUUCAUGGUGGAUCCAUGAACGUGUUAUAUUCGAAGAAAGACCAUGAAAGGAGGAAUGAUUUAUUUCAUUUGCAACUAUUUUUUAUGAAAUUUGUAGGUCAAGUACCAACAAAUUUGGAGAAGUAUGUUUCAAUACAAUGGCAAGGAGCUGCUAAAAUGAUGGCUAGAUUUUAUUGUGCCUUUUCGGCUAUCUCGACUUUGCAUUUGGCUUUAUUGUAUAUAAAAACCACGUUCGAUAUGUUGCAAAUAGGGGAAUUGGAAGAGAUAACAGACGCUCUCACCAUGGCCAUUAUAUAUUCUUUUGCCUCUUUUGCAACAUGUUAUUGGUUAUGGAGAACCAAAUCUUUGAGGGACUUUUUAGAAAAGAUCAAUGAGCAACAUCGUCAUCAUUCAAUGGCCGGUUUAACGUUUGUUAGUGUAGACUCAUCUUAUAAUCUUGCUUACAAAAUAACGCUUUAUUGGCUGAGAUCCUGUAUGGUUGGUGUAGUAUCAUGGGCUUUAAAUCCCCUACUUUUGGGAUCAUAUUCUCUGCCAUUAAAAUGUUGGUAUCCCUUUAAUCCUUUGCAACCUGUAGUUUAUGAAUUGACCUAUAUGACUCAAGUAUGGUGUCAAUUUAUUAUGGGAUGCAUCUUUGGGAAUGGCUCUGCUCUGUUUGUUUCGGUAAUUAUUAUUAUGUUGGGUCAAUUCGAUAUCCUCUAUUGUAGUUUGAAAAAUUUGGAUUAUCAUGCUCAAUUGAUGUCAGGCGAGGAUUUAAAAUAUCUCCAAAAACUCCAAUCUCAAUUACUGCAAGGCGAGGACGAUGAACUCAAUCAAUAUGUGUACUCUAAAGAAUACUCAACCGACUUGAGUAUAUUUGGUAGCAAAGAAGUACGCCACAAAAAAUCACUUAAGAAAGUUCUUCACGAAUCAUUAGUGGAAUGUGUCCUCUUACAUAAAUUUAUUUUAAAGAGUUGUGACACAUUAGAGGAUCUUUUUAACCCGUACUGUCUCAUCAAAUCUCUUCAGAUAACAUUGCAACUAUGUUUGCUUGUAUUUGUAGGAGUGGCUGGUGAGAGUUCCACGAUGAGGACAAUUAAUUUGGUGCAAUAUUUGGCAUUGACGCUCUCCGAAUUGCUCAUGUUUACAUAUUUUGGUGAAUUGCUUCGAAAUCACAGCGUUCGAGCCGGUGAAGCUUUCUUUCGUUCGCAAUGGUGGCCGCAUGCUCAUUAUAUAAAACGAGAUAUUUUUGUAUUUUUGGUAAAUACGAAGCGUGUAGUCAAAAUUACCGCUGGUAAAUUUUACUUGAUGGAUAUACAGCGUUUGCGUUCGGUAAUAACACAGGCAUUUUCGUUCUUGACAUUAUUGCAAAAAUUAGCUGAAAAGAAUAAAUAAAUAAAUUCUAUAACAAACACUUGAUUAUGCCAGACUUGUAGUAAAUGAUCGAUUUGAAAAAAAUGGCAAAACCUGCAAUAGUGGACGUUUUCCAUAAAAAGCUAAGCAGAAAUAUUGAUGAUAUUAAAACAACUAAAACCAGGAGCAAGGAAAACACGGCUAUCAUGGCGGACGUUUGUAAUGAUUGGCUGCUAUAAAGACUGGCAUCAAGGAUCUGC